UCACACAAAUCACCAUGAGGGAAAUUGUUCAUAUGCAGGCAGGCCAAUGUGGCAACCAGAUUGGGGCCAAGUUCUGGGAGGUGAUCUCAGACGAGCACGGUAUCGACCCCACAGGGACCUACCAUGGAGACUCUGACCUACAGCUGGAGCGUAUUAAUGUAUACUUCAACGAGGCAACAGGUGGAAAGUAUGUUCCCCGUUGUAUCCUUAUUGACCUCGAGCCAGGAACAAUGGAUUCCGUGCGGUCCGGACCAUUUGGCCAGAUAUUUCGUCCAGACAACUUUGUGUUCGGCCAAAGUGGCGCCGGAAACAAUUGGGCCAAAGGUCACUACACAGAGGGCGCUGAGUUGAUCGAUUCGGCACUAGACGUUGUUCGGAAGGAGACGGAAAGUUGUGACUGUGUACAAGGGUUCCAGUUGACUCAUUCCCUCGGUGGUGGUACAGGGGCAGGUAUGGGAACCCUCCUCAUCAGCAAAAUCCGAGAGGAGUAUCCGGACAGGAUCAUGAACACCUUCUCCGUAGUACCAUCCCCCAAGGUGUCGGAUACAGUGGUUGAGCCGUAUAACGCCACUCUCUCAGUUCACCAACUUGUGGAGAAUACGGACGAGACAUACUGUAUUGACAAUGAGGCUCUUUACGAUAUUUGUUUCAGAACAUUAAAACUAACUACGCCGACAUAUGGAGACCUUAACCAUCUCAUUUCUGCCACAAUGUCUGGAGUCACAACAUGCCUCAGAUUUCCAGGUCAACUUAAUGCUGAUUUACGAAAGAUCGCCGUGAAUAUGGUGCCCUUCCCUCGUCUCCACUUCUUCAUGCCUGGAUUCGCUCCCCUUACGUCCAGGGGGAGCCAGCAGUAUCGGGCUCUGACAGUUCCGGAGUUGACCCAGCAGAUAUUUGAUGCCAAGAACAUGAUGGCUGCAUGCGAUCCUCGUCACGGCCGCUAUCUUACGGCAACUGCUUUGUUCCGGGGCAGGAUGUCCAUGAAAGAGGUAGAUGAACAGUUGCUGAACGUACAAAACAAGAACAGCAGUUACUUUGUGGAGUGGAUCCCUAAUAACAUAAAGACUGCAGUCUGUGACAUCCCACCACGUGGUCUCAAAAUGUCUGCUACAUUUGUCGGAAACACUACCGCUAUUCAGGAACUAUUCAAACGUGUCUCCGAGCAGUUUACAGCUAUGUUCCGUCGAAAAGCCUUCCUACAUUGGUACACAGGUGAGGGUAUGGACGAGAUGGAAUUCACAGAGGCCGAGUCAAACAUGAACGACUUGGUUUCCGAGUAUCAACAAUACCAAGAUGCCACCGCCGACGAGGAAGGAGAGUUUGAGGAGGAAGAAGGAGAGGAAGAAGGUGCAUAAUAAUUGGAUGGGAAAAUAUGAAGCUAGUGUGGUGACGAUUCCACUUCAUAAUCAACAAAGUCCGUCCAAUUAUGAACUUUUAUAUUUAAACAAAACUUAUUAACAUUUUUACACAACGCCAAGCAGAUGAUGAGAUAUAUCCAUAUUUUGUAAUUUUUAAUUUAAAUUAAAAUCUUAUGAAACGAUA
This is a messenger RNA of Ylistrum balloti, 1542 nucleotides long. RefSeq names its product tubulin beta-4B chain-like. The record is from RefSeq and is a predicted model, not a curated record. The transcript is spliced from 7 exons. Gene Ontology annotation, biological process: microtubule cytoskeleton organization; mitotic cell cycle. The coding region runs from base 15 to 1355 and encodes 446 amino acids. Gene Ontology annotation, molecular function: GTPase activity; structural constituent of cytoskeleton; GTP binding. Lineage: Eukaryota; Metazoa; Mollusca; Bivalvia; Pectinida; Pectinidae. Gene Ontology annotation, cellular component: cytoplasm; microtubule.